Messenger RNA from Hyphopichia burtonii NRRL Y-1933, 2232 nucleotides. It is a transcript of the gene ZCF29, whose product is annotated as Zcf29p. Lineage: Eukaryota; Fungi; Ascomycota; Pichiomycetes; Serinales; Debaryomycetaceae. The record is from RefSeq and is a predicted model, not a curated record. The annotation marks the transcript as partial. The transcript has a single exon. Gene Ontology annotation, molecular function: zinc ion binding; DNA-binding transcription factor activity, RNA polymerase II-specific; DNA binding. Gene Ontology annotation, biological process: DNA-templated transcription; positive regulation of transcription by RNA polymerase II. Gene Ontology annotation, cellular component: nucleus.
AUCUUGGGCUAUAAUCCAAUUUCGUCCAAAGAAGAUUGUUAUAGUUUUUUCAAUCAGGAAUGUCCGGUGAUUAUAUCCAAUUCCAAAAGAAAAAAUUUUUGUCCAUUAACCUGGGUUGCUUUGAUUAAAACUGAUACUGCGUUGAUUAAAUUAUGGAGAUAUAUUCAUAUUUUGAAAAGAGCUCAGAAACAAGCGGUUUUCGCCAUGGAUAAAAAUAGUAAUCCCGAUUAUUAUAGAAGACAAGUCGAAUGUACUGAAGGAUUAACUGAUGAUAUGAAACCUUAUAAAGCUAAAAACUUUCAAAAAUCUCCAAAUUAUAAUACUAGUGAUGCUAAAAAUAAAAUUAAUGCUAGAGCAAUGUCUUUAGGAUUAAUGUUUUAUGAAGGUGGGAUCGAUGAAGAAUUAGCCUUGAUUGAUAAAAUUGAGUUGGUUUUACCUAAACAAAAAGUUAUUUGGAAAUUGAUUGAACGAUUUUUCUCUCAUGUCUAUCCGUAUUUCCCCUUAUUAGAUGAAGAUGAUUUUAGAAGUAAAAUUUCUCAAUUUAUUGGUCCCGAAGCUUAUAAUGAUGCUAAAAUAAAUAAUUUAAAAAUUGAAAGAAAAAUCGAUUUUACUUAUCUUGGUACUUUAUUAUUAGUCUUGAGAUUUGCUUAUUUAACCUUAUUUACCAAUUCUGCUAGUAUUAAUGAAGCUAAUUUAUCAACUGAUGAUCCUUCUCCAAAAGCUCAAGAUAUUAAAUACUUAUUAAGUAAUGUAAUCAGUAUUGAUGUGGUUGAUGUUGCUGAAAUGUGUUUAAAUCAAUUCAACUUGGUUAAAACUUUAACUUUACCUUUAUUACAAUUGGCCAUAUAUACAAGAGUUUAUAGAAUAUAUUCUCCUGAAGAUGGUGAAGGUCGUGAUAACACUGAUUCUGUGGUUUAUACUGGAACUUUACAUCAAAUGGCUUUUUCAAUGGGUCUUCAUCGUGAACCAGAUUAUUUCCCUGAAGAACAUCCCGAUCCAAAAUUGAAUAAUUUACAAAGGAAAAUAUGGUACGGAAUCUUAAUUCUUGAUGCAAAUGAUUUUAUUCUAACUGGUAGCCCUUUAAUAACUCAUCCUGAAUCUUUUGAUACUAAAACUCCUUAUUAUGUUCCAGGAAAUGAAAAUAUUCGAGAUAUUGAAGUUGAAAAAAUGACCGAUUCUCAAUUUUCAAGAUUUGAUUCUAAUUUUCAAAUGAUUUAUGAAGCUUCAACUCUGAUUACUUCAUUAAAGAAGAAGGUAAAUUUAUACGAAUUUUCUUUAAAAAUGAAUGACAUGGAAAAACAUUUGAAAACAACCUAUGGAGAUUCUCUAGUUUCUCAUCUUGGAUGUGGUUCUUUAUCAAGAGAAAUGGUUUUUGCUAAAAGUGUUAAUUUAAAAAUCUUUUUCAGUUCAAUUUUUUUCUUAUCGGGGAUUUAUUUACAUCUAUUCAAUUAUUAUGAAGCAAAAGUUAAUUAUACUUAUGCUUUUUAUUAUAUGAAGAAAUUGAUGAUUAUUUUGAUACCAAAUUUAUUACCAUUUUAUUCUGAUUUAGUUGAAAAUAGUUCCUUUAUUUUUAAAAGUUCUACAGACUUAUUUGUCACUCCAGGUUUCGAAUUAGUUCUUCAUAAAACUUGUAUUGCAAUUCAAUCCUUAUAUAUGAGAUGCCGGUUUUCUUUAAAGGAUUUUGAAUCAUCUCCAGAUCAUAUUCAUUUAAUGAAGACUGAUACCGCUUAUUCUGGUCAUAUUAAUGCAAUUGAAACUUUGACUAAAAAUUUAUUAAUUUGUACAUCUGCAUUAAUGGAAAUUACUUCAGUUUUAAGUAAACGUUAUUAUUAUUCCUGGCGUAUGCUAAAAGCAUGCACUUUUAUUUUAAAAAUUCUUAAAGAUGAUGAUAUUUAUAAUCAUGUUGGUAAAGAAAAAUCAUUAUUAAGAUUUACAACUCCAAUGUUAAAUGAAUUAAAUGGAAUAUUAAAACAAUCAAUUAAAAAAAUUGAAGAACAAAAAAGAAAAUUGAAAACAUCUAAUCUAAGUUACAAUUCUAAUAUUUCAAAUACAGUUGAUUCACUGGAUGUUCAAAUGAAUAGAUCUUCAAUGUCAAAUGAAAGUUUAAGUGUUGGUAGUACUAAUUCCGCUAGUAUUGAUUAUGAUUUUUUCGGUAAAAGUGCAUCAAUUAAUCAUAAUAAUGAUCCUCAAGUUGAUGAUUUAUGGAUACAAAUGAUUUCAGUUAAAGAAAAU